GUAUAAUAGAUUUUUCACAGCGUGUGUCGUUCGAUACGAACGACAUAUAUCGGAGGUGGCGACCCGGGUGGAAUAUAAGCACCUACAUAGAGAUUUGGUUUCAUAGUAGAUUCCACACGGUACCGGAAACACUAACAGCUAGAACGGGUUCAAGAAAAUAAGAACACCAUGUUGAGAGCAGUGCUGUGUAUUCUGAUCGUCUGGCUGGCUGUAGUUGUACCGGAAGUAGCCGGUGAUACGUGCAAGCGCUACAUAGUAAACGGAUGUAGCAUCCCCGGUGAUCUCCCCUUUGUCUACAAGGAUCGAUUCACGGCCGCUUGUAACAGACACGACGUGUGUUACUAUUGUGGCAAGUCUAGAGGUGUGAGUCGGGGCACCUGCGAUCUUGACUUCUUCUUCAACAUGAUGAAAACGUGUCGUUGGCACACUUUCUACUGUCAAUCGACUGCCAAAGUGUAUUACCUCGCCGUCAGGGCCGGAGGGUCGAACGGAUACAAUAAGCCGGCGCAAUGGUGGUGCGGCCAGAGCUGGGUUUCCGGUUGCAUGAAAUAGACCAAACAUUCGGAAGCAUGUCUGUCCAAAGUUUUGUUUUCUGUGGAGAAUAAACUAAGUAACAAAAUUG
Molecule: messenger RNA, 622 nt
Organism: Gigantopelta aegis
Lineage: Eukaryota; Metazoa; Mollusca; Gastropoda; Neomphalida; Peltospiridae
Product: conodipine-P3-like
Exons: 3
Coding region: 169-552 (127 amino acids)
Biological process (GO): phospholipid metabolic process; arachidonate secretion
Molecular function (GO): A2-type glycerophospholipase activity
Source: RefSeq, a predicted model, not a curated record